UGAAUUCCAGCGAAGCCGCCAAAGCCGCGCACAAAGGAGCCGGGGCUCCCAUCGCCGGCGGGACGCGCGGGCCGGCGCCGCCAUGGACUCGCUGCCGGGGGAUGACCUGACGCUGCCGGUGGCGUUUGAGGGCAGCAUCUCCCAGCCGCCAGACGUCUCCCGCGGGGAUCCCCAGCCCGGCCCGGCCGGCAGCGAAGUGUUACCAGAUGUGACAGAAGAUACAGUCUCACCGACGAGAGCUCGGACCAUGAAGGACUAUGAAAAUCAAAUCACUGAUCUGAAAAAAGAGAACUUCAACCUGAAGCUUCGUAUCUACUUUCUGGAGGAGCGAAUGCAGCAGAAGUUUGAUGGUCCCACUGAAGAAAUAUACAAAAUUAACAUUGAGCUGAAAGUGGAGAUAGAAAGCUUGAAGCGCAAUCUGCAGGAGAGAGAGAAACUACUCAUCAAAGCCUCUAAGGCAGUGGAAAGCUUGGCCCAGGGUGGUAAUGCCGAAAUACAGCAUGUGAAAGAAGAGGCACAAAAGAAGAUGCAAGAAAUGGAAGAAGUCCUGACUAGCAGAAUAAACUCUCUGGAGGAGAAUCUUAAAGCUGCCCAAGAUGAUCUGGAAAAAGCCAUUGCAAUGACAGAGAAGGAGAAAGCUCUGAGAAUAGCUGCUGAGCAGAAACUUGCUUCAAUUAUGAAUGCCCCUGCAAAGGAUCUGGAUAUGAUUACAGGAGCUGAGAAAGACAGACUUAUAGAGCAACUGAAUCUGUCAUUGAAAAGUAAAGAAGCUAUAAUUCAACACCUCGAAGAGGAAAAGUCUCAGAGUGGAUCUUAUGAUGGGAACUUAUCAGCAGAAAAAAUCAGAGAACUUACCAUUGCUUUGAGGCAUGAAAAAGAUAGUGAGAUAGAGGCUAUUAGAAUGGAGCUUAAAAAUGAAAGAAAUUCCUUUGAAAAAAAGAUUCAGUCACUUCAAGAAGAGCUACAAGAGAAGGAAAAUGAGCUUGCUGUUGAAAAGAAGAAUGGUUUGAAAAGGGAUAAAACCAUUCAAGGGCUAACGGUUGCAUUAAAAGCAAAGGAAAAAGAGAAUGAGGAGCUUGUUUCAGAAAUUGAAGAUCUAAAUGCUUCAUUGGCCAAGGCGAGAGAGGCAACUCAUAAAGCACACAUCCAAAAAUUCAAGGGGGCUGAGGAUUAUCAAGCUCUCUUGAUGGAAAAAGAGACCCUCUUAGCAGAGCUGCGCUCAGAAAACCUUACAAAAGAUGCUGAGAAUCGUAAACUACAAAGGAGGAUUAAAAGGACCGAUCAAGAGCUGAAUGAUUUGAAUUUAGAAAGAGAGAAAAUGGAGAAGGAGCUGGAUGAAGCACAACUACAGAAGAGCAGAAGUGACAAAACCAUUAAUGACCUUAGAAAUCAGCUAGAGAAAUUACAUGGUGAAAUGACUGAGAAAGAAAAAGCAGUUGAACAUCAUUACAAUAUUCUUUUGAGUGAAAGCAAUCAGAAGUUGCAGAGCCAAGAACUAGUUAUCAAGCGGCUGACAGACAGCGUCAAUCAAAAGGAUCUGCAGCUUCAGAAACUUGAUGGAACAGUCAAAGAAAAGGAUGCAGAAUUGCAGGAGCUCCUGAAUAAGUACAAGAACCUCCUAAGAGCCAAUGAAGAACUUGAACUCAAAAAUGAGGGCUUAGUAAAGGAAAAACACGCUGCACAGUCUCAACAGUCGAUCAUCAAGAUAGUCAGAGAGUUAGAGGAAAAUAAAGAAGCUGAAUAUGAAAAGCUGAUCCUUGCUUUAAGAAAGGAACAAAAUAUUUAUUCGACGCUAGUGAAGACCUUCAAAGAAUCAGAUAGCAUAAAUAGCUUGCAAACAGAACUGAACAACAUUUUCCUGUUGCGAAAACAGCUAGAAGAAGAUGUUUUAGCUAAUCGUAAUCUGCAGAAGGUCUUAGAAGAUCAGAUUAAGGACAUGAAAAACCGACAAGAUGAAACACUAUCUUUCUGUGGAGACCAAACAUCUUAUAUGAGUAUCUGUUUAGGAGAGCAAGAUCAUUUAAGCCUACAAAUAGACCAUCUGUCUCUUGAAGAACUCAAGAAAAAGGUUGCUGAUCUUCUUUUGAUGGUUAAGGAUCUGCAGUCAAUUAAUCAAGAACUUAAGAAAAAACAGCUUGGACUUUGUUCGACAGAUUCUCAAGGGAAGGAAGCACUAAAAAUAUUAAACCACAGUGAGUGUCUUGAAAUAACAGCGGAGCCUGUGCUGCAGAUGGGUGAUGGUGACAAUGACAGGAAGAUGCAGAACAGUCAGUUUUCUGAGAGGGUCAGCCAGGUAUGCCUUCAAGUGUCUUUGGAUUUUCCUUCUGAGGUGGAUAAACAAAUAACUCCAUCAGGCUGCUCAGAGAGUUUCUGCAAAGAUAGACUUUACAGGAGUCCAAAUAACCCUCAGUUUGAACACGAUACAACUGGCAAACACUUUGGCAGAAUAGGAAUGGGUGAACAUGAAACAGAAGAGAACUUGCUCACGUCUCUUUUAAGAGAAAAUGGAACAUCUGUACUGGAAUCUACCAGACAAGAACAAAUGAAAACUGUAAAUGAACUGUUAGAUCAUCUGAACACAACUGAGGAAGAAGAUACAGAGAAAAAGGAUGAAACAGAUCUUAGGCAAAUGAUUAUUCAACUAAGAGCUGAACUCAAACAUUUCAAGCAGGUCAAUAAAUUCUUAAAGCAGCAAGUGGAAUUGAAAUCAACUUUUGAUGGAAAAGAGAAGCUUUAUCCAGAUGCAGUGCCACAGAUUAAUAAGGAUAUCGAGUUGUUGAAAGUAGAAUUGAAAGAUGCAGCUACACAAACAAUGACUUUAGAGAGUAAUGUCAUGAGAUUCAAACACGAAGAGAAAAAAGAAGCCUCAGAAGACAAAAAAAAAUAUUCAAGAUUAAAUGCAGAAAGAGAACAUCAGCAAGAAAGUGUGUGUAAGAAGGGUGAACAGCAUGAAAGACUUUUUUUUACAAGGAGAACAAAUGAAACUGAUUCUGCUCACCUGCCCAAGAAGUCCCGACUGCCUGUUCUCUUAAAAUCAUCCAGACCUUUAAGAAAUGUGCCUUUGAACUCCUGUAUGAACAAGUCAGAUUCACAACUCCAGGGUGAUACCAGGACACCUCACGGAGGUCUGAAAGCAUGUGAAGAACAAAACAAACAACUUAAGCCCCAAACAAAUGGAGAGUUAUCACUGAAUGGGUCUGUAACUGAAGACCUUGAAGAGCAGCCUACACAGCAGUGCACGGAAAGCACAGCAGUGAGAGUUGACUCGUCACUCAAACUGGAUAAUAGUGAGGUCCAGGUCAAGUUGCACGUUGAUCCUGAUGUUGAUCCAGAUCAAGGGAACGAGAAUGAAUAUGCGAUGGACAAAAAUCAGCAGAACUGCCAAGAAAUGCAAAAUCAUCACAACGUUAGCAACGUGAAUAUCCAGCGCUCAUUAAAAGAGAUAAAUGAAGAGUUUCAUUCCAUGGAACAUGAGGACAUUGACUCAGCCACCACGUAUUCAGGUUCCAAGUGCCUGCGUUCUCUGAAAUUGAGUGCAACAAGUACAGAUGCACCUGAUGACUGUGAAGUCAUAGACGAUAUAGAAAAAAUGAAACAAAGAAUUAAGAGUAUGAAGGCUGAGCUUGAAAAGUACAAAAUGUUCGUGUUUAAUUUACAGACCUCUGACCAGCUUUUAUCGAGUGUUAUUUCCAAUAUAGUUGUGAGUGACACGGCCUUGCCUGUGGAAGGAUACAUUCCAGAAUUGCAAGAUACAGCUAUGCAAGAAAUCAAACCAUUUUCUGGUGUCCAUCAGCUGGGGGAUAGCGAGGUCCACACUGACAAUAAGAAUUCGGAGUCUUCAAAAGCACCUGAUACGUGGACAGCACAAAACCUUAAGGAACUUCUAGCAGCAAAUGAGGCAGAACUUGAAAAACAGCAAAUUGCAAAUGUGCAUUUUGAUGAAGUGUAUCAUCUUCAGAACAAACUGAGAGAAACAUCACCAUCCAAAUAUGAUUCAUUAGUUCAUUCACAAGCUCGAGAACUCUCCUUUCAACGCCAACAAAUUGAAGAGCUCCGCGGAGGUUGUAUCACUUACCAUCAGCAUCUGACGGGCCUUAUUCAAGCUUUUGAGGAACUGCUUCAAGCCAGUGAUGUAGAUUAUUAUGUUGCUGAAGGCUUCCGUGAGCAACUGAAUCAAAGUGUACUCAUGUUUGAGAAGCUGGAAGGGAAAUUCCUCUAUGGAGAAUCAAUAGGUACAGAAGUUACUCUACUUUAUGAAUUAGCUGAAAGGGAUAAUGAGAAGAACACCACCAUGUACCAGCAACUGAAGGAAUCACCUGGACCAUCUGCUCUUCAUAGCUUGUCUGACUUUGAUCUGUCAGAAAAGUCAUCUCUUGGAUCACCCGAGCGCAGGCGUGACCCAGCCGGACAGCGUGACGCGCUGGCGCUGCUGCCAAACACGUUUCCCCCAGAGUUAUUAAUGGAACAUCUGCAAGAAAUCCGAAUCCUGAGACAACGUUUAGAAUACUCCAUAAAAACUAAUGAGAGACUGAGGAAGCAGCUUGAGAGACAAGUAACAGACAAGGAACUAGAUCAAGGUUCUGCAAACAUUUUUAUCCAUGGCUCAGAGCAGCAUAAUUCCCUGGCUUCUGAAAUACAUUUCCUGAGGAAGCAAAAUCAAGUUCUGAAUGCAAUGCUAGCAAAAGGAUCCAGAGAUAAACAAAAGGAAAAUGAAAAGCUAAGAGAAUCUCUUUCUAAAAAGAACACAAUCAUUGAGCAUCUUCAUGAGGAUUAUGAAUGCAUCAAGAAAGAAAAUGAAAAGUUGCAAAAACAAAUUGGCCAAAAGGAGAAUGAAACCAGAUAUCUCACCUGUCAAAUUUACAGCAGUCGUAAUGAAUUAAACAGAUUGCAAACAGAAAUUAAUGUAAAGCAACAUCAGCUCUCUGAGAAUGAGAAGUUACUGCAGUCGCUCCGAACUGAGAUCAAGGUUUAUGAAAAGUUGGAAGAAGCAAGAAGGAAGAGGACAGAUCCCAGAUGUGAUGCAUCGGAAGAAUUCCGAAAAGAUCAGAAUAGUCCACUUGACUUACACGAACUCUUGACUGAAAUACAGAGUUUGCGAGUGCAGCUUGAGAGAAGCACAGAGACAAACAAGUCCUUGCACGAGAAAUUAGAGGAGCAGCUUUCAAAAGAGAAGAGGGAGGAAGCGGGAUCGGUGUCAGCUGUGAAUAUCAACUAUCUUUUCAAACAAGAAUCUCAGCAUCGUGCAGGAGAGAACGAAAAUCUUUGCAAAUGCCCUGCUACCAGCAGAAACAACUGUGAGCUGCAGAAACACGGACGUUGCAUUUCGCUCAUGAAAACAGGUACGCACUUGGCCUCUAAAGAUGAUGUAGAUGGCACUUCCCAAUGCAGCAGCACUUCAUCCUCCAGCACGGCCUGUACCCCUCGCCUUGUGCCGGGCCAUCGCAUGUGGGCAGACAAAAACGGGCGCCACGUCCUCGGCCUGAUUGAGGAUUAUAAUGCUCUGAGGAAGCAGAUAACAGAAGGACAACAGGUUGUAGCAGAAAUGGAGAUUUCUCUAAGAGAGGUGACUGGUACGAAGCUGCAGGAGCCUGGAAUAAAGGUACCAGACCAGGCAUCACUGUGUGGCUUUUCUGCCAACAUUCACACAGUGCAGCAGAUUUUAGAAGAAGCUGCUCGUUUACUGAAACUUCUCUGGAGAGUUUCCCUUCCGCUGAAACCCGUGCACGGUACCACUCACGGCACUCAGGAUGAAGGAAUGAAGGCAGAAGUACUUAGAUUGCGUAAGAAACUGUCUGAGCAGGAGAAGAAGUUACACAGCGCCGUGAAACGCUUGCACUGCACCAACCAGCUGAAGGAGAACAUGGAGAAAGUCAUCAUCGACCAGUUGGUUUUGACUCACGAUGUCUUAAAGAAGGCAAGAGGAAACCUGGAAGUCCCGCCAGCUGAGAAUCAAAAAUCACCUUCCUGUACCAGCAAAAAGAGGAUUAUCUGAAGGAGAAAGUUCUACCAGUAGAGACCGGUCCUGUGAUUGUUGUUUGCUUCUUUAUGCCUUACUAUUUAUUGAUGUAAAAAACAUUUGUUCAGCUCUUUUAAUGGAAUCAGCCUUUGACCAAAAAAAAAAGACGACAAAAAAAGAAAGCUUUUGGUAAAUAACUUAUUUAACAUUUUUCUGUAAUGUAAAAGAUUGUUUUUAAUAUUUAUUACUGAAGCAAGGUACUGGAGGGAUUGAAGAAAAAUCCAGAUUUUUUUUAAAGUUAGCUCAUUUGAAUUUUUAUAUUUGUACUUGUCAUGUCAUAAAACUAUUUGUGUGUAGUCAAACAGGUCCUGAAAGAAUCCAAAAUGUGAUUCACCUUCCAAACUCUUUCUCUACUGCUAAAAGAAUGUAGGUUAAAAAAAAAAAAGAAUUCUGCCAGUUGUCAUUGUUUUGUAGCAAUGUGAGAGAUGUUUAAUAUUUUAAAGCAUUUUAAACAUAAUGGAAAGAUUCUUCUGGAAUUCAGAAGAACCAUUGAGCUUUCUUACUGCCCUGUUAGAAACAUAGGUUGAUGCUAGGUCUGAAAGUAUUACUUCAAAUCAGACAAUUAAAAAGAAAAGUAAUCA
This is a messenger RNA of Calidris pugnax (ruff), 6597 nucleotides long. RefSeq names its product CDK5 regulatory subunit associated protein 2 (gene CDK5RAP2). The coding region runs from base 83 to 5992 and encodes 1969 amino acids. Gene Ontology annotation, biological process: microtubule bundle formation; positive regulation of microtubule polymerization; centriole replication. Gene Ontology annotation, cellular component: pericentriolar material; mitotic spindle pole; microtubule organizing center. The record is from RefSeq and is a predicted model, not a curated record. Gene Ontology annotation, molecular function: transcription cis-regulatory region binding; microtubule binding; protein kinase binding. The transcript has 39 exons. NCBI's taxonomy places the organism in Eukaryota, Metazoa, Chordata, Aves, Charadriiformes, Scolopacidae.